This is a messenger RNA of Vicugna pacos (alpaca), 1524 nucleotides long. The record is from RefSeq and is a predicted model, not a curated record. Lineage: Eukaryota; Metazoa; Chordata; Mammalia; Artiodactyla; Camelidae.
AUGACAGCAGCUUCUUCUCCAGGCCAGGAUCAAGCUCAGUCUCUGCAGCAGCCCAGUGUCACUGUGAAACCUGUGGACCUUGCACUCACCAUAACUCCAGGGCCCACAAGUGAAGCUGAACCUUCUCCGUCCCAACAAGAGGCCUCAGCUCAGUCUGCAGGGUCCCCUGCGCAGUUGGAACCAUUAUUGGUCCAGCAGGAGACUCUGGAUCAGCCUCCAGCCCCCUCGGGAAAUGAACCUUUUCCAGUCCAGCUUGAGCCCCCAACUCACCCUCCAGAGACCUCUACAGCUGCCACAGUUCAUCCUCUGGAUCUGGAACUUACACUAAGCCCAGAACCUAAUACAGAGGCUCGACCUUCUCCUACCACGCAGGGGACCCCAACUUGGCCUCCAGAGCCCCAUCAGCCUUCAUUGUAUCAGGAGGUGACAGUUCCCACACCAGACCAGGAUCACCUUGAACAUCUAAUGUCAUCUAGUGUCAUAGAUAAACCUUUGGAUCUGGAGCUUACCAUGACUUCAGAACCUACUACAGAAGCUGAACAUUCCACAUCUUCCCCUCCAGAACACCCUGAGGUGACACGCGCCCCUUCAAGCAUCACUCCAGUCACAGUUCACACUGUGGACCUGGAAGUUACUGUAACCGGAGCAUCCAGUGUGGAUGUUGAACCUUCUCCGACCAAGCAAGAGACCUCAACUCAGCCUCCAGAGCGAGCAAAGGAGAUUGUCGUUCAAUAUCCACCCCAUCAGGAGGUGACCAUUCCAACUCCAAGUAAGGUUCAUGGUCAGCACACAACACCAUCCAGUGUCACACCUCAUCAUGUAGACCUGGAGCUAACCGUGACUUCAGAACCUGCUAUGGAGGCUCAACAUUCUACAGUCCUCCGGAAGACUACAGCUCCUUCUCCUGAGGGUGGCAUUUGCACACCCAGACCUGACUCGAGUCACAGUUCCACGUAUAGACCAGGAAUUUACCACAACUCGGCACCCAGGGUCACUGAAGACACCUGCUUCGACUGCGUGAACAUCUGUCAGCUCUGCACCUGCAGUGAUGAGACCUUGUCCUGCGUUGGUCUCAGCCCAAAGGAGAGGCUCCACAGAGUGCCUGUGCCAGAGCCCGACAGCUACAACGGCACCUUCACUGUCCUAGAUUUCCAAGGAAACUCUAUUUCUUACAUUGAUGAAAAUACAUGGAAGCCUUACCACUGGACUGAGAAACUAGAUUUAUCUUGCAAUAAAAUACAGUUUAUUGAAAGCGGUACAUUUGAAUCACUACCUUUUCUGCAGUUUGUCAAUCUUGGUUGUAAUUCAGUCACAGACCUGAGCUUUGGAACGUUCCGGGCCGCACAUGGAAUGCAGUUUCUACAGAAGGUGUAAGUGAAAUAGAUGAAUACAUGUGAAAAACUAUGUUUUGGUUAUUGGUAAUUGGUUAUCUGGGUGUAAGCUCACUGUGGAUUCCAGAAAUUAUGUCUUGAGAUCGAUUCUUUUUUUUUUCUUUUUUCUUCUUUUUUUUUUUUUUUCAAAUGA